UUGCAUGAUGCAUUCUGUUUCACUUGGACAAGCCAGCUGACUGUCUCGAGCGCCGGGGAUUCACCAUUAACCCAAAGACAUGCUUCAGUUCAGCUGAAUCUCAUGAAUUCAUGUUUCCAGGAUCUAUAUGAGAGUUUCUCCCAUUUUACCCUCGGAUCAUUAUGAGUCGAAGCGAGCAUUCUUUGCAGGCGCUGUCCUGGAGAAAGCUAUAUUUGAGUAGAGCCAAACUCAAAGCCUCCAGUCGCACUUCGGCUCUUUUAUCGGGUUUCGCAAUGGUGGCCAUGGUGGAAGUACAGUUGGAUUCCAACCACGACUAUCCACCAGGACUUCUUAUCGCUUUCAGCGCUUGCACCACAGUCUUGGUGGCCGUCCACCUGUUCGCCCUCAUGGUGAGCACCUGCAUCCUGCCAAAUAUCGAAGCAGUUAGCAAUGUGCACAACCUCAAUUCGGUGAAGGAGUCCCCUCAUGAGAGAAUGCAUUGCCACAUCGAGCUUGCCUGGGCUUUUUCUACUGUCAUUGGAACGCUGCUCUUCCUCGCUGAGGUGGUCUUGCUUUGCUGGGUCAAAUUUUUACCCAUUAAGCCUAAAGACCAGAAAAAUGGGACUAUCUCUGCUGGGGUGGCUGCUGCUAUCACAUCAACCUCAAUUAUGGUGCCUUUUGGCUUGGUUUUUAUUGUCUUUGCUGUGCAUUUCUAUCGCUCGCUGGUCAGCCAUAAAACUGACAGACAGUUUCAAGAGUUAGAAGAGUUGGAAGACUUGCAAAAUGAACUGGACCAUAGAGGGGAGGCAUCCACCUUACAAUCUCCCGGUUCCUUUUACCCUUAAAUUUUUUGUUAAAGUGUAUAGUUUUAGGUUUGUCAUGUGUUUUUUUUAAACUACAAUAAGUAUUGGUCUAUUUGUUGUUGCAUGUUGACACGCAAUGUCCAGUUUUAUGUGUUCAGAAUUUGUAUAAUACUAGUUUUAAGAUAAUUGUAUCUGAUAACAGACUCAACCUUGAAAGCAUGCACUGCAUGUUUUAUGAGUAUUUUGUUGUCAUAUUUGCAUAGUAAUUUCAGUACGGUAGCUGUGCCAAUUUUGUUACUUAUUUGACUUUCAUUUUCAUAAAAGGCAAGCCACAUUCUUAAAGACAUUAGUGUACAUAAUUGUGUAUGCUGGGGAACCCAAAAGACGUUACAAGAAUACUGGUAAUAUAUUCAGCACUGAUCAGAGAGCGUAUUUUAAUAUUUAAUUGAGUAAAACUGCAGGGAAUAUUUUUAUGUCCACUUGACCAAAUAAUUUUUGAUUGCCAUUUUCAAUCAAGGCUUUUCUUUUGUACAGCUAAAUCUUAUUAGUACGACAUGAUUGACUAAAUGAACACCCCCUGAAUUAGCGCAUCUUAAUAGAAAUGAAGGCACUUUAUUUAAGAUGGACAUGUUUGUCUUACCUCUUUUGCUAGUACUUAAAACAACGUCCUAGUAGAGGAACCUCUGUUCAUUUUGAGAUUUGGAUACAAGUACUUGGCGGAAUUGAUUAUGCAGCAAACAAUUUAAUAUGUUUAUUUAUCAUAGGAGGCUACAUGGACUGUUUAAGCAUGUAGUUACAUUAUCAGAAUUGAAUAAAAUGGUACAGCUCCAUGUAUUAACAUAUGUAAUAUUGCCCUUUACUUUAAAUGUUCUAUAUUGCCAAAUACAAUCCAAUUAAAUUUUCCUAAGUUUGUAAAAUAAUAUUCUUGUUGUUGAAACAACCUUUUGGAAAGUUUGUUUUUGCCUCACUUUUUAAUCUUUGCACAGCAUGUGCUGCAAUUUAAAACAACACUGUUUAAUACUUCUUUUUUUUUUUUUUUUUUUUUAUGAAAGUCUUAAUUAAAUAAAAUU
Messenger RNA from Myxocyprinus asiaticus (Chinese sucker), 1852 nucleotides. RefSeq names its product calcium release-activated calcium channel protein 1-like. The record is from RefSeq and is a predicted model, not a curated record. The coding region runs from base 162 to 824 and encodes 220 amino acids. Gene Ontology annotation, molecular function: store-operated calcium channel activity. Gene Ontology annotation, biological process: store-operated calcium entry. NCBI's taxonomy places the organism in Eukaryota, Metazoa, Chordata, Actinopteri, Cypriniformes, Catostomidae. Gene Ontology annotation, cellular component: membrane. The transcript has 2 exons.